Ricinus communis (castor bean) is the source of this 1933-nucleotide messenger RNA. RefSeq names its product desmethyl-deoxy-podophyllotoxin synthase. The record is from RefSeq and is a predicted model, not a curated record. The transcript is spliced from 2 exons. NCBI's taxonomy places the organism in Eukaryota, Viridiplantae, Streptophyta, Magnoliopsida, Malpighiales, Euphorbiaceae. Gene Ontology annotation, molecular function: monooxygenase activity; heme binding; oxidoreductase activity, acting on paired donors, with incorporation or reduction of molecular oxygen. Bases 242 to 1771 code for a protein of 509 amino acids.
UGAAACAUUACGAUGAAAAGAAAAGGAUAAAUUGGUCUGGGAGGUCCUUCAAUGCAAACUCCAGACUUCAACCCAACACCACGAUUGGACAUCCGAGUUGAGAAAAUAUUGCAAGGAAGCUAGUAAAACGAGUCAAUUUCUAGACGUGAUUAAUCAGGAGCCUGCCAUGCUUUGCUGCCAACUUCCUUUUCACAGCAGUAACCUCUAUAAAUAUGAAGUAUGAUUGUUUGCCAGUCAGCAUAUGAAAAUGGAGCUUCCAUUCCCUUCCUUGCCUCUUUUUUUCCCACUCCUCUUUAUCUUUACGGUAUUCUUGAUAAUGAAAAAAUCAAAUACCCAUAAACUUCCACUUCCGCCAGGGCCAUGGAAACUACCCAUAAUCGGAAACAUUCACAAUGUACUUGGUUCUCUACCCCACCAUAGCCUCCAUAACGUGGCCAAGAAAUUCGGGCCUAUUAUGCAUCUUCAACUUGGUGAAGUUAAUGCCAUUAUUGUUUCUUCUCCAGAAAUUGCUAAAGAAAUCAUGAAAACCCAUGAUGUCAUCUUUGCCAGCAGACCCUUUAUCGUUGCAUUAAAAAUUAUCUUUGGUAAUACUACAGAUGUUGCCUUUGCACCAUAUGGCGAGUUUUGGAGACAGAUGAGAAAAAUUUGUGUGGUGGAAAUACUAAGUGCUAAACGUGUCCAAUCAUUCAGGCCAAUAAGAGAAGAAGAAAUAUUAAAUGCUAUAAAAGAAAUUACUUGUAGUGAAGGAUCUAUGGUAAAUAUUAGUAAGGUUCUGCUUUCUUACGCUUAUAAUGUCAUUUUAAGAGCAGCUUUUGGUAAGAUAACGGAAGAACAAGAGGCAUUAAUUCCAUUAAUCAAGGAUGCAGCUGAAGUUUCUGCAGGUUUUAGUAUUGCUGAUUUGUUUCCUUCCAUUAAAUUGAUACAUAAUCUCGAUGGAAUGAGAUCUAGAACGGAAAGGGCGUAUCAGGAAGCUGAUAAGAUAAUUGAUACUGUCAUCAACUAUCACAAAUUAAGACGAAAAGCAUCGUCAAAUAAGAUUUCCGAUCAAGAAAGUAAUGAUCUUAUUGAUGUGCUUUUGAACAUUCAGGAGCAAGAAAAUCUUGAUUUCACUUUAACGACGGAAAACUUGAAGGGGGUCAUUCUGGAUGUAUUUCUUGGGGGGACUGAGACCUCAUCUACAGUUAUAGAAUGGGCAUUGUCAGAAAUGAUGAAAAACCCAAGAGUCAUGGAAAAGGCACAGGUAGAAGUAAGACGAGCAUUCGGUAAAAAAGAAUAUGUUGAUGAAGAAAGCCUUGGAGAGUUAAAUUACUUGAAAUUGGUCAUAAAAGAAACUCUAAGAUUACAUCCUCCGCUUGCUUUAUUACUUCCAAGAGAGUCUCGAGAGGAAUGUGAAAUUAAUGGAUUUCGAAUCCCCAACGAAUCUAAAGUGAUUGUUAACGCAUGGGCGAUUGGAAGAGAUCCGAAGUACUGGAGUGAAGCUGAGAGUUUCAUUCCUGAAAGAUUUUCUGAUGGAACAGUUGAUUACAGAGGGGCCAAUUUUGAGUUCAUACCAUUUGGUUCUGGAAGGAGGAUGUGUCCUGGCAUAACAUUUGGCAUGGUCAAUAUAGAGGUCCCACUUGCUAAUCUACUCUACUAUUUUGAUUGGAAACUCCCUGAUGGAAUGAAGCCGGAAGAUAUAGAUAUGACUGAGGCUGCUGGAACUUCUGUUAGAAGAAAAAAUAGUUUGAAUUUAGUUCCUAUUGUUCGUCAUCCCCUACCUUCUGUUGUUUAACGAUUUCAACAAGAUAGUCAAUUUAUGUACUGCCUGCAUUACCUAAUGGCGCUGCCAAUAAUAAUUACUAUAAUAAACAGAGCAUGUUCUCUAUUGAAGCACCACAAGUUUAUAUGUUGAACAUAUAGAAGUUUAAUGAUAAACUAAUAUGUUGGCCUCCAA